AUUACUUACAAAUGGGGGGUUCGCUGAACGCCGAUCGGGUCUGUCAUCUGCCCAUUCAUGUCAAUCCUUUCGAUGAAAGUGUGGCUAAAUAUAUGAAAAAGUUGCCAAAGAGUAUUGAAUGUCAUUAUGAAUCGGAUCCCAAGAAUAAUCUCACUUUCAUCGAUGGCGCGGGAAUUCUUCGCCAGACAUUAGGCUAUUAUAGGUGUAAAUAUCAGUUGUUUGAUAGACUCAAAGGCAAUGACAAUCAAAUAACUUAUAAACCAAUGAAACAGUUGGACCCGAAGAAUGGUUUUCCAAUGGGAGACAACAGUUUUGUGUUCGUUGUGUGCGAAGAGAUGGCCGGCCGAAGGGUCUACGAAAAUACUCACUUUUGGUUCCCAUUGACUCCGAACCACAAUUAUAACACUUCGGUCGAUAUCAGCGAUAGGCCGUCGGUAUUGGUGUUAGUGAUUGAAUCGCUUUCUCGCGUCAAUUACUUGCGAUUUAUGCGACAAACGAGAGACUCAAUGGAAAAGAUGGGAAAAGUAGUGUAUAUGAAAGGGUUAACCAAAUUAGCGGACAAUUCGUUCCCAAAUAUGGUCCCAUUUUUGACGGGAAGACGUGUUUGGAAUAACGAACUCACGAACGAAGACUUCGGUCCUUACGAUGAUUGGCCUUUCGUUUGGAAAGACUUCUCAAAAGCUGGUUAUAAGACAGCACUCAUUGAAGACUUUCCGACGUUUACUCUAUUUAACUACGAGUCCAAAGGAUUCGUGGAAAAGCCCGUGGAUUGGUAUCCGCGACCCUUUUGGAUACACCUCUUUAGAGACGUCUCCAAAAUAUUGUUAGGAUUAAUACCCUUUGAAUUGAGUAACUGUUAUAUCGAUCGCUUUCCCAAAAUCAAUCUAUUUCUGGAGCAAAUCAAGCAUUUCAUCCACGAAUGCCAAACAAAACACUUCCCAUAUUUUGCGUUCACUUUUUACAUCGAAGUCACACACAAUGACUUCAAUAGAGUACAACUCAUUGAUUCACACGUUUCGCAUUUCUUUGAACAGAUGAAGAAUCAAUUAAAUGAUACGAUUGUUAUAUUAAUGGGAGAUCACGGCAACAGAUUUGGACCCCUAUUGCAGACAGUGAUCGGCAGAAUUGAAGAACGAAUGCCUUUGUUUGGGGUUAGAAUU
Molecule: messenger RNA, 1160 nt
Organism: Medioppia subpectinata
Lineage: Eukaryota; Metazoa; Arthropoda; Arachnida; Sarcoptiformes; Oppiidae
Source: the annotation of a GenBank genome assembly